AUGACCGACGCUCUCUCGGCUGAGGUUCCCGCAAGCGACCCGUCAAAUCCCGCAGGCUCCCAUGAACACCCUCCAAGAUCAUCAGUGCCACAGCAAUAUCACGCCGCGGCAAACACAAACAAUGCUCAUCGACUGGGCAGUCCUGAAAGACGAGCUUUCCCGCAACAACCACCGGCCGCUCAAUUCGCUCAAGCUCGCAUCUCCACACCGUCCGGCUCAUCCUCCGGACAUACGUCGCCCGCGCACUCCGUCCGCUCCGUCCAACCCCCCGUGGCGCCUUCACCGGGGAAGAUCGUGGUGAAGGACCUCAUGCAUAUCCAAAGCUUCGCCCUGGACGCCGUGAACCCCAGCUCCGGCCGCUCGUCUUCCCGACACUCCCGACACCCCAACGAAGUGGGACCGCAUUACGAGAUCAGCGAGAUGCCCAUCGGCGACAUCAUCGAGAUGGUGGCGGGCCUCCUGACCAAGAUCACGACUACCAACGACCGCCAACACGACUACCUCCACCGCCAAGCCAACCUCCCCGAAACCCACACGCACGGCCUCACCCAGCAGACGACCAGCAUCCUCGCCUUCCACGGCAAAAACGUCCCCUCCAUCAGCAUCCUCUCCUACCUCUCCCGCAUCCACAAGUAUUGUCCCACCACCUACGAGGUCUUCCUCUCCCUCCUUGUCUACUUCGACCGCAUGACCGAGCGCGUCAAUGCCGGUCCCAUGCUCUCCCUCCGCCAGGCCAAUCAAGCUUCCAUUGACCGCCACGCCUCCGCCUCCUACGACUCCUCUCGCCAUUCCUCCAUCUCCUCCGCCUCCCUCUCCCAACCCCUCCACUCCAACGGGCCUUCCCCCGCACACACCGCCACUCCGCCCCCCUCCGGCUCCCUCGGCCAUCCCGCCUCCCUUCGCAACUCCACACAAUCCGCGCAAUCCACUCCACCCUUCCAAACUCCUCAUGGGGAACCCAGCCCGCCAAGCCCGGCGCUGCGCAUGGAUCCGCGGCUGGAUACCCCCGAUCCGUAUAACCUCAGCCACUUCUUCGUCGUCGACAGCUUCAACAUCCAUCGGCUGAUCAUCGCCGGCGUGACAUGCGCGAGCAAGUUCUUCUCCGACGUAUUCUACACGAACUCGCGAUACGCAAAGGUCGGCGGCCUCCCCCUUCAGGAACUCAACCACCUCGAGCUCCAAUUCCUCCUCCUCAACGACUUCCGCCUCGCCGUGCCGCUUGAGGAGAUGGAGGCAUACGGGACGAUGUUGGUGGAGUUCUAUGCGCGGGAGGUAGUCGCGCAGCAGAGAGGGCAAGGGACCCCGAGGGUGGUGGAGGGAUAG
This is a messenger RNA of Eremomyces bilateralis CBS 781.70, 1323 nucleotides long. Its product is annotated as cyclin-domain-containing protein. Gene Ontology annotation, cellular component: cyclin-dependent protein kinase holoenzyme complex; nucleus. Gene Ontology annotation, molecular function: protein kinase binding; cyclin-dependent protein serine/threonine kinase regulator activity. Lineage: Eukaryota; Fungi; Ascomycota; Dothideomycetes; Eremomycetales; Eremomycetaceae. Gene Ontology annotation, biological process: regulation of cyclin-dependent protein serine/threonine kinase activity. The record is from RefSeq and is a predicted model, not a curated record. The transcript has 2 exons. The coding region runs from base 1 to 1323 and encodes 440 amino acids.